CCCUUUUUUUUUUUAUUGCUCUCUUUUUUUUAUUACGAAAUUUUUACCCAGCAAGACAAAAAUCAAGCAAAAAAAAAAAAAACAUCAUUAACCGUUUCCUUUGCCCCCCGUUUUUUUUCUGUUUUUUAUGGCUAAAAUCGAGGACAACACAAAGCGUCGUUCGAACGAAAUGGAUGAACAAAGUGUUACUUCAAUUCCUCCCAAGAAACGUUUCCUUUCAAGAGCUUCUUCUCCUGACGAAGAAGACGAUCAAGACGACGACCAUGAAGACGCUUCCGAUUCCUUCAAGGAACCUUUAGAAGCUUUUCGUAAAGAUGCAAUAAUGAGACAAUGGAAAGAAUACAUGAGAUCUGUAAAGAGAUGGAAAAAAUAUGUAGAACAAGCUGAGCAAAACAAGUCUAGUAGUGAAGAACACCUAAGACUUUGGGAAGAUUCAUUUAAACAACUUCAAGUAUUUCUUUCAAACAUCAUUCAAGAGAGCAUGUCUAGUCUUGGACAAUCUUUCAACAACGCGAUAGAUGUAAACACACAAGAUUUUGAACAAGUUUUGCAAGAAGAAUGGGCCACUGAUUUAGCUCCCAACAUGUUGACCGCAUUCAAAAAUAAGGACUAUAACGACUCGACCAUCGCCAAGUUAAAUCAACUCAUGGAGUCAUGGAUUACCAAAAGAGAAGAUAUAACAACAGGUUUCGAGUCUGUUUUUGAAGAUAGUUCAUUAAAAGAAAUUAAAAAAUCGCACAGCAGAAUUCUUGCUUCGUGGGUCCAUACGCAAAGAUCACUUAGUCAAGUCAAGAAUCGUUACAAACUAUCCAAUUUUAAGUAUCUAUUCUUGUCUGAGGAAUUAAGGAUAUUAAACAAUAGAUUGGAAUUGACAGAAAGUAAUUUACGCCAAGCUCAGUCAGAGUUAGAGAAGCAAGAAUUAAAAAAUCUUGUCAAGACAGAAGAUGCAAAGAAACCUAGUAUCACUAUUCCUACACCUGUUCCCGCUGUUACUGCUGCUGCUGCUACUUCUACUGCCACCGAAGUUUUCCCUGUUACAAAUCCAGCCUCCACUACUAACACCACUAUUUCUACAGCCAGUACUGCAUUUAAUAAUCCAGACAAUUCCCAUGACCCAUUGAUACGUGCACAACAAAUUCUUGAGCAAAAACUACAUGACAUUGAACUUAUCAAGGAAGAUCGAAUUCUACUAAAGCAACAAAUCGCCAGAUUAGAAAUGGACCUCAUUUGUGUACCCGAAUCGCGGAUAUACAAGGCGCCCAUAUGUCGAAAUCUAUCACAAAGUCGAGUUUAUCACAAAGAUAAAUGCAACCAUCUUUCCAACAUUUGUCAUGACCUUACCAGCACAUUGGAGGAUUUGACUUCCAAUCGACGUAAAUUGAUCAAGGAAUUGGAUACAGGCCAAGUCAAUUAUUUCAAGGAAAUGCGCGAUCAACUGGCGAAACUCGACGGUGACCUGACGCGCAUUCGUGGUGAGCGUGAUAAAUUACAGAUGCAUUUUGAGGAAAAGAAGGCCUCUUCAGAGAUAGGUCGAGCUUCCAUUGUUGAAUUAAAAGUCAUUGCGGAUACAAGAAAGGAACGUGUCAAUUAUCUCGAAACGGAAGUUUUACGUUUACAAAAGAAAAUGGCGGCUAGAACAGGUGUGAAAGAAUACUAUGAUCUCUUGUUAAACAGUGAUGGUCGAGAGCCUUUACUCUUACCUUUACAAAAUCAAUUGAAGGCCCUGGAAGAGCAACUCGAACAGAAAAAGGCAUCGCUACAUAUCGACAACUUGGACCAGGAAUUGGCUCGUAUUUCGGAAAUGAAGCAACUCGAAUUAGAGGCUGACGCUUUUCAAAACAAGUAUGGAUUUCAUCCCUCCGCUCCCAUGGAUGAUUUAAACGUUCAAAAAGUUCUGCAGGACAGAAUUGAAAAUGAAAAACGCAUCAUUUCUGAAUCCCAAGAAAAAAUACAGAGUCUGGAAGCCACAGAGAAACAACUCUUGAGUGAAAUCGAAAGUGUUUCAAAUGCUUACGCUGAACUUGAGGAUGGAAAUAUGGAUAAAGUAAAAGAAUUAUAUGCGCUGGAAGAGGAAGUAUUAAAGUUACAAUCAGAACGUGUCAAAUACAAUCAUACUUUUACUGCUCUCAACAAGACAAAGGAUGCUCUUUCCAUGGUAGCAAAUUCGUUGUCUAAGCAAGGUGAUAAACAACUGGCUCAUAUCAAACAAAUGAAUGAACGUGAAAAGAAUCUUGUCAGUCAAUCCACUUGCUUGAAGCGUGAAUAUGAUUCGAGUAAAGCCGUGUAUGAAAUAUAUAAACAAAAGAGCGAAGAAACAAAAUUAACGUUGGAUGAACUGAAAGAAAAGGCUCUCUUUGCCAAGGAUAAAAUAGCAGAGCUUCAAACUUCGAUUCUUGAUAAAAUACGAUUGAUUGAGGAAGGGGCACAUACAAGACUUCGCUUAGAAGAGAGUAGUGAGCUUUUGAAGCGUAAAGUGGAUUCAACCAAUAAGGUGGAAAAACCCGCCGAGAUGAAACUAAGGAAAGAACGAGAAGAAUACAGGUCGUUACUAAAUUGUAGUUCCUGUCGAACAAGAUUAAAGUCACACAUCAUUUUGAAAUGUAUGCAUACAUUUUGUAAAGAAUGUCUAGAUUCAAGAAAAAGGUGCCCAAGUUGUGAAGAACCUUUCAGUGUUCAUGAUGUAAAACAGUUUUAUUUUUAAGAACAAAUCUACCACCCACCCUCACUACACCUUCAUUCCCACAUCCCCCCAACAACAACAAUCCCCCCCACACCCAUAAUGUACAUAUUAUUAUACUAUUAUUAAUUCGUUUUUCUUCUUUCCCAUAAAAACAUUUAAAAAUGAAAAAUAUCCAGUGUUUACUCUAAUAACUGAUCUACUACAUUCGCACCAAUGAUCUUGGAGUGACCCAGAUCUUUGAUACAGUUGCUGUUAAUAUAUUAGAAAUGGAUUUUGGUAGCACCAACAUUUGUAACUAACAAAAAGUUCAAUAGAAACCA
This is a messenger RNA of Mucor mucedo, 3000 nucleotides long. RefSeq lists its product as uncharacterized. NCBI's taxonomy places the organism in Eukaryota, Fungi, Mucoromycota, Mucoromycetes, Mucorales, Mucoraceae. The record is from RefSeq and is a predicted model, not a curated record. The transcript has 12 exons. Gene Ontology annotation, molecular function: ubiquitin protein ligase activity. Bases 128 to 2701 code for a protein of 857 amino acids. Gene Ontology annotation, cellular component: nucleus; HULC complex.